AUGGGGUUUAGGAAAUUUCCAUCGUUAGGAAAAAAUGGUAAUUACUGUACUCGUUGUGAACGUGAUUUCCAGCGAAAAGAAACACCGAUUUCGUUCGGAGGGAGACUUUGGCACAGUAGUUGUUUUACAUGUGCAAAAUGCUUGAAUAAUUUGGAGCAAAGUAAUCAAUUGCUGAUACAAACAUCCGAUGGAAAACCUGUUUGUAGUGAUUGCUCACACACCUGCACAGUUUGUCAAAAAACGAUUCAGGAUUAUGCUCUUAUGAAUGGGUUCGACUCGUAUCAUCGCGACUGUUUUCGGUGCUCGAAUUGCAAGAAAGUUUUUAAUAACUCAGAGUUUGUGAAAGACGGUCGAACUGUAUAUUGCGGUGACUGCAGUCAAAACCGUUCGUUUAUGUCUUCUACAAUGGAAAAUUCGGCUUCACGUACUAUAAAAACACAAAGUCUCGAAAAAACGUCUUCGCACGAGUCGAAUCACUCCUCAAUCCCCGAAAGGGCAUCUCCUUUUAGGGCAGGGUCCUUUGUGUCCGAAAAUGGAUCCAGCGAGCAUGCAUCUACUGGCAAUAGUGAGCCUUCAUUUCAUAUUCACCAAACCAUUCCUACCGAACCAGCCUUUCAGUCUGUUGACUCUUUUUUUACCAAGAAAAAUCGAAGUCUAACCUCUUUUAAUAGCUUUAGUCCGCCUAAAAAAGAUGACAUUCAUCUAGAGACUCCUUCUCCAUUCAUUUCUCCUUUCCACAGACCCUCCGUAAGCACGAACGACCGAACUCUUACUCCCCAUAAUCCUUUGGAAAGGAAAGCCUCCUCUCCUUUCAAAACCAUUUCCUCAUCUAGCAGAAAGCCUUUUACUGACGAUUAUAUGAAUGACUUUGGCUUUGCCCCACAUCAAAAACAACCUUUCUUUACUGCGCGUCUUAACAAAUCUCAUUCUAAUCAUAACAUACAUUCUUUUCAUGAAUCAAAGAGCGAUUCUCGUCAUCAGUCAUUUUUAUCUCCUCACGAUUAUCCUAAUGUUUAUCGGACUUUGAGCCCAAAGUCGCAAGUUCACCGCAAGUCAUCUUCCCAACCUUCAAACGUUUACGGACUCCCCCAUUUUGCCUCCUCCCCUGAGACAAUCCCUACAGAUAAUGAUGAACGAAAAAAUUCUAAUGGGCCCCUUCAUGUUCGCUCUGGCUCAUCGCUACCCACUCUCGUUUCCCCUUUUAAUCUUCCAUCAGAGACGAAAGCGUCUACAAGUAAUAGUAAUACUCCUUCUUCCGAUUCUUCCAGUCUUUUUGAAAGUUACAAGAUCGAUAUGGAAGCUUUAAAAUUACAAAUUAACAAACUCACUCACUUAACGGAAUCCAUCUCGUCAAGGUCUAAUGCUUCUGGAUCUGAAAGUUCAUUGUAUUUGACUGAAAAUAAGGAUGCAUUGCGUAUGCAAAAAUUGGACGUAUGUGAAAAGUUUUUUUCCUUUGCUGAUGUUGCCGAUGACCCUAUAUUAAAGGACCCUCUCCAUCAGAGCUUAGUAGCCGCAGCGAAUGCUUAUAUGAACAUGUUACGUGAUAAUUUCUCACAAGAACUUUCGAAUUUGUUAGAGCGACGAAGUGAGCUCCUUCAGGACUAUUCUAAUGCCCAAAAAUUGCUUAACGAAUCAUUAGAGGCCUCAGUUCACUUAAAUUUCAAAAACCUUGAACUGGCUGACUUGAAUAAUAACCUGGCUAAACAAAUACACCAAAAACGGGACGCACCCCAAAACCAGUCUGAGCCAAAUAAAUUAUUCUUAGACACAAAAUCCUUAAAGCCUCUUUCUUCUGAUUCCGGAAUUGAUAAUCAGGAUUCUUACCAGCCCUCAACUUCUCCUUUACAAGCGAAUUAUAAUAAUAAACUUGAACUACGUGGAUUAAAACUGCUGAAUUCUGGAAAAGCUAGCAAUCGAAAAAGUCAUUUCAAAUCAUUUCAUGCAAAAUCUAAAUCUGCUGAUCCGGUUAUGGUAGACGAAAAGCCAGUAUGCCAACAUGUCUUUCAGGUUAAUGCAAUCUUCAAACCAUCUCGCUGCUUUAUAUGUUCGGAGACGAUAUGGGGCUCGGAAGUGCGCUGUACGAAAUGUUCUGUAGCUUGCCAUUCACGUUGUUUAAAAAAAUUGUACUCGGGGAAUGAGGAGCUAAAGUUUUUUUCGGAUGACGAGACAGAGAAUAAUAAUGCUAACGUUCCAGAAAUGCCAAGCAGACUACCACCUCCCGAGCCUUCUCCUUCAAUGUUCGGUAGAUCUUUAGAGGUUCAAGCAAAGAUUGAUAAGCAGUUUGUUCCUAAAGUUGUCCAGAUAUGUGCAGAAUGUGUCGAUGCUCACGGGUUACAUAUUGAGGGUAUAUAUCGCAUAUCCGGAAGCGCCUCCCAAAUUCGUGCGUUCAUUGAUAUGUUUGAACAAAACAGCAUACAAGUGGAAAGCUUAGCUUCUGACAUUACUGCUUGUACCUCUGUUCUAAAAACUUAUCUACAUAAGCUCCCAACACCAACAAUUCCAGAUGAACAUUAUAGGAAGCUACUGAACGCUGAGGAGCUUGAUGAUGACUUUGCGAAGGCAGAAAUGGUUCAACAGGUUUUGCAAGAGCUUCCCGCUGAACACAUUAGCAUCUUUCGAUAUUUGCUUCAGCACCUUUUGCGAGUCGCUGACAAUGCAGACAAGAAUUUAAUGACUAGGAAAAAUCUUGCUACCGUUUUCGCUCCAACUCUCAUGAGAGAAACAGAUAUGCAUCUUAAUUUGAAAAACGUGAAUAAGCGAACCGGAAUUCUGCAAUACGUAUUGGAGAAUUAUGAAAAGUUUUUUACUGACCCUUAA
This is a messenger RNA of Schizosaccharomyces osmophilus, 2817 nucleotides long. It is a transcript of the gene rga3, whose product is annotated as RhoGAP Rga3. The coding region runs from base 1 to 2817 and encodes 938 amino acids. The record is from RefSeq and is a predicted model, not a curated record. Lineage: Eukaryota; Fungi; Ascomycota; Schizosaccharomycetes; Schizosaccharomycetales; Schizosaccharomycetaceae. The transcript has a single exon. Gene Ontology annotation, biological process: signal transduction.